Brienomyrus brachyistius is the source of this 8236-nucleotide messenger RNA. RefSeq names its product family with sequence similarity 49 member A, like (gene fam49al). Gene Ontology annotation, biological process: regulation of actin filament polymerization. NCBI's taxonomy places the organism in Eukaryota, Metazoa, Chordata, Actinopteri, Osteoglossiformes, Mormyridae. Bases 4968 to 5939 code for a protein of 323 amino acids. The record is from RefSeq and is a predicted model, not a curated record. Gene Ontology annotation, molecular function: small GTPase binding. The transcript has 10 exons.
CACAGUCCAAUAAGCACAUGAUCACAGAUACACACAGCUAGAGCUCGUAACUUCCCUAGCUUCACAAACAUCACACCGCAUGAAUCUGCGCCCUGGGUUGAUGUUCCCCAAUCCUGACGGCAUCCUGGCAACCCCACGAUAGCGUCGGACCCCAGCCGGGGCUGAGCUUGGCCGAGCACCCGCUCCGUGAAAUGGAGGCUCACCAGCACAGAGCGCUAACUUUAGCAUUAGCUCAUGUCAGCCUCUCGCUGUGCAGUAUACCGAGCACGGAAACCAAGGAAGCGAUUCACAGAGGUGCACAGGUCCCCGGGGGGGGGGCACAAGCCACUCAUUUAAGAAGACUCCUCUACAGCAUCGUGACCAGCAAGUGUCAGAACAGAAAGGAACCUCUGCACCUUCCUCCCCCUUGUGGUCGAGGACUGAAACUGGAGCCGUUUCAUUUCCCAGUUUGGAUCCCAGGCUGGAAACAUUCGGACACCUUUGCUGCUGCGCGUUGCAUUAAUUUGGUAAUAUCUUGCAUAUUUUAGUGUGGGCCAUUGAAGAAAGCAGGAAGGAAGCACGCCAACCACCCUCCCCACUUACCCCCAUCCUAGCCGGUGACAUUUGUGAGUAACGAAAAUAGGAAGUAAGAGCUGGCAUUUUUUGGUUUUCUUUUUGGGGAACUUGCGAGGGUGAUGUCGCGCUUUCACGACAAGAAGAUAUCGUAACCACCCCCCUCCCCCCCUAUGACCUCUCGCUUCUCUCAAAGCAUUUCAGUUUUAGAAAAAGCCCAAGCAAGCAAACAACAAUAAAAAAAAAAGCAAAAAAACUUCUCUUAGUAAAAAAGAGAAGCGUGGAUGGCUGUGAGCUUCAGAAGGGGAGGUCAGUGAGCGUAACCUCAGAGGACUGCCUGGGCACGUCACAGCGGAUGCGGGUGCAUAAGAGAGAGCAGCCUUGGAUGAGGAAGAAAGAGGACGGAUGAUACAGCAGCCAGGCGACAGCACACAGGGCACCGGUGUGUACAAAGUCAGGCAAAGAACAGCACGGCAAGGUGGGAGUCCACGGCAUUCGAUGAGGGCGGUGUCACAGUCACGUCGAAUGUUGUGUUUAUUCCGUUUGCAAUCUGCACCAUCCUGCAAAGCAUGAAACGCUAUGACGCUAUGAUACUUUUGCAAGAGUCACAUACUUAUUUGUGUGCUUUAAGAAGGGGGUGCGUUACUGACGGAUGGCAGAGGAUUGGAGGUCAAAUCUCACCUCGGCUCCCAUCAGCACGUUUGUUGGAUAGAGGUCAGGAGUGUGGUCCUUCAGAAGUUGGGGAGAACAAUGAAUGAGAGCAGUCAAUGGCAUAAAAGGGCGUUUGAUCUGGAGGGCUGUUAUGGGCGUGGUUUCUGCUUAGGGUUUAAAAGCCGGGAUCCGCGGGAAUGUAAACUGCGGCGUCAGUGAGAGAGCCAUCUCCCAAGGGCUGUCUCUUCAUGUCAAGCGAAUAUACAGGUCUGGAACUGCAUGCGGUCCAACCUGACUGGGCUCUUCUGCAGGUUGCCAGGCAACCAGCACCCUGGCAGUGACAUGUUUUUUGCAGAAGAUGUGAAACUCACUUCAAACGCAGAUGGCGCUUUCUGCAGUAUGCGGUUUUGCUUCUGAUGUGAACGAUCUGAACUGAUCGUUCAGUGAUAGAUAUCAGCCCUUUGACCUGGCUUUCCUCAAACGGCACGCAUUUUAUCUUUGGCCUUUUGUACAGUGACUGCUAUGGUUACAUAAUUGAAAAACUCUGUGAAAGUCCAGUGCACAAGCAUGGCAGACAACUGCAGUUCUUUUUUGAGCUUCCUUCCGAGCGUCUGCGAGGUGCAGCUUCCGCUCCCUGCUACAGGAACUGUAAUGCAGGGUCACGAUGACUCUGAAGACUAUCUUAGGAAGCACAGAGCACGAGGCAGGUCACCUGGGGUCAAUCAUAGACACCCAAACUGACAUCUGCCAAUGUCUUCAUGACUUUCAGUUACCCAGAAUCCUCAUCGCCAUGUUGCAGUAAGCAGUGAGCAAAACGUGCAGCUACAGUGAAACAUGCCCAAAAGACGCCCUUUUUUUCCAUUCUGGGAGGGUGCCCUGCAGAGCAGGGAAUCACCCUAACUAUUUUAGAUUCCAUAUUGAUAGGGGCUGUGCGUAUAAUCCCAUCCAAAGGUACAACAGCAGCAUCCUGCUGGAACUUCAUCUUUAUUUACCGCUCCACCAAAUGCUGCAAGUAAUUUCGUCGAGGGGCAACUACAAAAGGAUCGAACACUAGCCCAGAGGCCGGAUUGCAUUGUUUUUUCACUAAACUACCAAAAGUAGUUUACCCCUGUUUACCACUGUGAUUUUUCAAGAUUACGUUGCAUGUGCAUAUGUCUUGCCCUUUUCAGUCUGGCGAGGGUUCCGUAUUCUACACGCACCAGCUCUGACCUCACAUCCUGUGUGUCUUAACCAGCCAGGCCCCAGUCAGCGGGUUAGCGCAUUAGCACACUGUCACGCCGACCUGUCAGGUGUCCUAGCCCUCCUGGGCUCUGCUGCUGCGGCACCUGUAAAUCAUCCACACGCUGCAUUAUUCAUAUGCUUGGUGCUUAGCGUACGCUUUCAUCUGCGGAGAUUUACAUAGCUUAGCAUUUCACGCUUUGCCCAUUUACUCAGCUGGGUAGGUCUUUGUUUUUUUUUAUAUCAAACCAGGCUAAGCAGCUCACUUGAAGGGCACGCCAUCUCUCCCAGGUCAGGUUCCUUGACUACUAUGCUCCCAGCUGCUCAGUGGCUAUUAUAAGAAAGACAUAAAAUUUACAGUACUUAUCUAACAGCGCCCCCUUUAAGAAUGUGUCUUUACUUCUGACGGAAGAGGAGGGGUUAAAGGUGAGCACAGUUCCCAGUAGACCCAUCCAAAUCAGAGUCUGAAAAGGCACAGACAAGCCAACCUUUCAUUCUUCCGGUAACACAAACCCCCAAGUCUACCUCAUACCUCAACGCUGCUGGGAUGAAUCAGUACUACCUGUGCCCCUCAGCUUGGGGGGGGGGCUAUUCCACAAAACCAGAUUUCCCAUUUAGCUGGAUAACUAACUGUGAAAUCUGUCCAAUAGGAAUACAGGUAAGUGACAUUCCUAUUGGCUGCUUACAUUUGGCUUAAGUUAUUUAGCUAAAGAAAUCCUGCUUUGUGGGGUACUACCUGGUCAUUUCUGUUCAGUCUGUAGCUGACACAUCACCCUCUUUGUACUUCAUCUUAACUCUCUUCUGCCUAAUCCGCGACUCCUUCUUUCCCCAUAAAACUAUGACAUACUGCUACAAAUGCCACUAAAUAGAGGGCUCAUUGUGUUCUAAUGACUGUCCUAAUGCUUCACCUCAGGGAUGUUUGAUACAUGAAGAGUAAAAACAACCUAAAACGUGCCGAUCGAUGAGCCUGAAGCUGUCUCCGCUAGCACAGGUCACACCCAGGAUAGGAUGCUACGAAAAAUUUGCCACAGAAAGUCUUCACAUAAAGACCAGCUGGGAGUUUAGUGGUAUGGGUUGGGGGGGGGGGUCAGCGAUAAUGAGCAGGGGCAGGCAGUGUCUUGCUUAAUAUAUCUUCACGGAUCUUCUUCCCACAGCAAAGUAAACAUCUCGAGAUCCUGCUGAAAAAAACAGCUAAAAACCAACCUAUGCUGGUAGCUGGUUUUAGGUGGUCUAAGAUGGUCUAAGAUGGUCUUAGAUGGUCUAAGAUGGUCUUAGAUGGGUUUAUAGGGUCAUGUCCCAGCUCUUGCUGAUCUUUGAUGGUUUAACUGGGUCAGUCACCAGUUAGUUAUGCUGAUGUAGCCAACUUAUCAAGCUGUUCAUGCUAGUAUAACUAGCUCAACCCUCAAAUCAUCAUGCACAAACAUACUUUAAGCGGGUCACGGUGGUAUUUUUGAGCAGGGAGCUCUCACAUAUGCUGAACCCACUUGGAAAGGUGCAAAGACUAUACUACAGUGCCAUCAAAAGACGACGCACUGUAUCCUGGUUCCUCAGCCAGGGCGAGUUUACGUGCAUCUGUAGAGUAUUUCUCUAUUGAUUUUUGAUUCUUCAGCUGCUUAGUGCGGACAAGAAAACAAAUGAGAUACAUUUCUCGAAAUUUGAUGAGUUUGUCAAUAUUUUUCUGCUCACUGCUGCCAUAUAAAGAGGAAGGCAUCUUACAAUCAUCCAGAACCAAGUCUUAUGUCACAAAGAUGGGUGUGGAGCACGUGCAAUCUUGAGCAGAAAGAAGGACUAUUUCGCUGAGCCGAUGUGCCAAGUAACUGACCGAGGAAUAUAUGGAAACUUCUGGGUGUGAUGUCCUUGCUUUAUUGGAAUUACAUGGGAUCCGUCUUUCCCCUGAUGAAACAGCAGCAACCUCAACCCACUGAAUAGGCCCCAGUCUGAAGCGGGUAAGGCUGCUGUGAAACAGAAACAGCCACAGCAGUGAUGGAGCUGACGUCCUCGAUGACGUCAACUGUCAUAAUCUCCCAGCAAGCUGUGCGAUUGGCUCGCCAAGGCCGGAGGACCUCAGGCUAAGCGAAUUCAGCGAAAGGAAGAGAUGAUGUCACACCCGCUAAUCCGGUGCCUUGUCCUAGUAAUUAAAAUGUCACGUGGAGCCCAGGAGGUGGAACAGCAGGAGUCUUAAGUGUCACCGAUCCGUCCAGAGAGCAGCUGCAGCAGGAGAGAGACCAUGGAUGACAGCGAGGUGACGGUCGCAGUCCUGGAGGCUGCAGAAUCACACAAACGAUUCAAAAGGCUAAACUGGUUAGCUGCAGGAAGGAAGUGCAAUUAAAACAGCACAAUUUUAACUAAAACCACCCCAUUCCUCUACUCCAGCCAUACACACUGCUCCAAAGCAUCCACCCAACAUGCUGGGAAGAUAAAGAUGUCCAGUAUGAAUGAGUGAUAGGUAGACAGAAGAUGGAGAGACCUGGGGUAAGAGUAGGAGGUGCGCACUCCUCCGUACUGUAUGUGUCUGUUGUUGUCUCCCCUGUUCAGGUUUGCCGAUCAUGGGGAAUCUCAUUAAGGUCCUUGGGAAGGAUUUAGAAAACUGUCCGCAUUUUUUCCUGGACUUUGAAAAUGCCCAACCCACAGAGGCAGAGACGGCAGUGUGGAACCAGGUCAGUGCCGUGCUGGAGGAGGCCCACGGCAUCCUGGCGGAGCUGCAAUCCUAUAACGGAGCGGGCCAGGAGAUACGAGAGGCCAUUCAGAACCCAAGUGACCUACAGCUGCAGGAGAAGGCCUGGAAUGCAGUGUGCCCCCUGGUGGCCAAGCUGAAGCGCUUCUAUGAAUUCUCCCUCAGACUGGAGAACGCGCUGCGCAGCCUGCUGGAGGCGCUGACGAGCCCGCCGUACGCCCCCAUGCAGCACCUGGAGCGAGAGCAGGCGCUGGCCAAGCAGUUCGCUGAGAUCCUUCACUUCACGCUCAGCUUCGACGAGCUGAAGAUGACCAACCCAGCCAUCCAAAAUGAUUUCAGCUAUUACAGGAGGACCAUCAGCAGGAACAGGUUAAAUAACCAGCAGCUGGAUGCCGAAAACGAGGUGAACAAUGAGAUGGCCAAUCGGAUGUCACUGUUCUAUGCAGAGGCCACGCCCAUGCUGAAGACACUCAGCAAUGCCACCACCAAAUUCGUGUCAGAGAACAAAACGCUGCCAAUCGAAGACACGACGGACUGCCUGAGCACCAUGGCCUGCGUGUGCCGAGUCAUGCUGGAGACGCCGGAGUAUCGCUGCCGUUUUACCAACACAGACACCAUGCUCUUCUGCAUGCGGGUCAUGGUGGGCGUCAUAAUCCUCUACGACCACGUCCACCCAGUGGGCGCCUUUGCCAAGACCUCCAAGAUCGAUAUGAAAGGCUGCAUCAAGGUGUUGAAAGAGCAAGAUUCCAACAGCGUGGAAGGGCUUCUAAAUGCUUUGAAGUACACGACGAGGCACCUAAAUGACGAUAGCACCUCCAAACAAAUCAGAGCCAUGCUGCAAUGAGUGCAGGGGGGGGAUGGGAGAGCGGGGGUGAGCUCGGGAUCGAUGGUGAGAGAAAGAAAGAGGGGAGACUGCGGAGGGAAAGAGGAGGGCUGGGAAGAGGUUACGGGCGACCCUGACUCUGAGGCCCGUUAGUUUACAUGAACGACAUGCAGAACCAUUCGUGUCAAUAACUGGAAGGAGAGAAAAUGAUAUAUAUAUAUACAUAUAUAUAUAUAUAUAUAUAUAUAUAUAUAUAUAUAUAUAUAUAGUCGACUGCUCAUCUCCAUGUCUCUCAUUUUAUACAAAAAAGAAACAAAAAAAUAGAGAUAUAUAUUAAAGUGAAAACAUAAAAAACAAAAUGUAUGACAUAAAUAGGACAAAAGAAGAGAAAUUAUAUUAGAAAUUUUAAGGUUAAGAAAUGGAAAACGAAAGUCCAUAUUCCAAUUUAAGAAAAGUAUUUUUGCACUCGUAAAGAAAUCAAUGCCAUCACUAUCGUUUCACUGUAAAGGCAAAAAAAGGCGAGAAAUGAAGUGUACAGUCAAAUCCUACUUACUUGCAUUCUGAUUUCAUUUGAUUUGGUAUCAUGGCCUCAUCUUACCCAUAAUCCUCGGCCGCCAUUGGUAGUGCCUCAUGCCGAUUGGCUGGCGCGCUUUCCUUACUUGGUACAGAAGACAGACGUCCAACAGGGCCACAGUCUCUCCAGCUGACUUUUCACAUCGAUGCAGACAGGACAGGACAGUCAAAUAUAUAAAUAUCAGAUUUUGCGUUUUGUAAAAGGAAGCCUGUGUUAUGACAUUGUUAGACAAUGUUAGACACAAGAAACUAUUUUCUGGGUAUUACAAAAAAAAAAAAACCUAAUCCAGUGAACUGCUAUAAACUGCUGUUUGUAUGAUAAAAGCACACUUUAAACUUGAUUAAUGAUCUUGUAUGGAGUUUGAAUACAAUUCCGGUUAAGUGCUCUGGUUUUUUCUUUCCAUUUUCUUGUGCAAAAACAUGUUUACGGCAGUAAUAAUCUCCUUAAGGCCUUUACCAAACGGAAAAGAAGGUUGCGAUCAGACUAAGAGCAUGAAGACAGUGAACCGAAGGAUAUCAGAAUGUCACCCUGCACCUUACGUGUCUGGGCCUGCACUCCUUCCUUAAACGUCUUCAAGAUGAACUUCCAACGGUGCUACUACACUUAAGGCUAAAUGAAUGCCAGAGAUCGUCGGCAUGUGGGCGGGUCAUAGGUCAAGAGGUCACGUGCAGGACAUUCCACUGGAUUCCACCACGCUGGAGUCCCACCACUGCUGGUCACGUUCCUUCAUCUCAGAUGCUUCUAUUCUAUCCGCCCCCCCGUCCCCAGCUGGUGGGUGUGCCACACAUUUCUCCAGCAGGAUGUGUGCUGAGGCUGUUCAUGUAUCCGCAGUCAUAUUUUCAGGGGGUUAGAAUCUGCAACUCCCCUCCCCUCCCUGAAUGCACAUCCUGCUCACUACUAUGCCACCUGCUGGCCCAUAUCCCCAACUGCGAUGGUUACCCAUCAUUGCACCAACAUUAACAACAUCAUUAGCUAAAUCGGGCCACAAGCUGUGCCAAAGUAAUCAUCAUUCAGCCUGGAAUGCUGGAAUCAUUUAUAUGACAUUAGAGGGCAUUCAGAUCGCCGGUAGCCAUCUUGAAAAAUCAAAUGUAUUUUGAUGGCAACAGGAGGACAUGGAGCAGCUUAGCAACGCCUUCCCCAUUCUGGGGCUGAAGGCACAGAAGGAGACCAGGGCAAGGCUUAACACCCACCAGUAGGGGGCAGUAUUGUAAACAGGGGAUGGAGGAGCAUAGGCAUCCCGUGGCAUACAUGUACGUAAACUGGAUCGGUAAUGGAAAUAGUGUGCUUAUGAUCUACUAAAGAGUCUACCUUUUAGUGUGAGGCAAGCAAUGAAGGUAAAUCCACAAGGAAAUAAAAUUAUGAUGAUAUUAAUAAUAAAUUCAAAGGAGACAAGCAUUUCUGUACUGUGGAUGUCCAUAGUCCUUAGAAAGUCUAACUUAAUUUGAUCUUAUAACAUAUAUUUCAAAUACAGGUAUGUGUACAUGCAUAUGCUGUAUAAAUAUAUAGAUGGCAUGUUGUAAGUUCUGACGUGUAAAUACCGUGUCUUUAACCACUUUUCUUGUUCAGUGAAUCUGGGUUGGGUAUGUGUCGUCUCUCCCAUGCGUUUGGCUUGGACCUUUGGACUUAGUCACACACUUUGGAUUUAAAACUUCAUAUUGACGAACGGAACAGAGAAGAGAGUGUCCAUUUGCUUGUUAUUUUGUACAUUUUGUGCAACAAUAAACUUGUCAUUUAUUACAUUCAA